CCGCCUCCAGCAGCAGCAGCCCCCUCAGGGCGCGCCGCGCCAUGGCCGGGGCUCGGCGCCUUCCGCCGCCCGCAGCGCUGCGCAGGCGCCGCCGCCCCUCGGCCUCACGGCCCCGUCAUGGCCGCGCGGCAGCGGGCGUUGCAAAACAGGAGCUGUGUGAAAAUCUCCUCCAGAAAGGUCAGCUGGGAUCCUGUUUUGAUCCUGCAGUCACCUGGAACAAACACGUUGGAGAUAAGAGUUCUGUGAUCAUAAUAUAUGAAGACCUGAAAGGGAACCUGGCUUCCGGUGUAAAGCAGAUAGCUGCAUUCUUUGGAUUCUCACCAACAGCUGAGCAGCUCCAGGCCAUUGCUGGAAGGCACACUUUUCAGCCAGCGAGUGUUAAAGCUCAGGAGACUCAUGGUGCUGUUGGCUUGAUUCUUUUCCAUAAAGACAGCUAUUGGAACAACUUCUGCAGAUGUGGUGAGAUGUUAUGGAGUCUGGGCUUCUGUGCACCUCGAUCCCUGCAAAACCAGGCCCCACUGCACCCCACAUCUGCCCUGCUGCCCCCUGAAGCAGUGCCAGGCAUAGUGUCUUGGGUACCGGAGCUACUGAGAUGCUACAGCAGUUUUAUGGUGACCUUAGAGAGACAAAAGGAGCUUGAAAAGAAGCACAUUGAAUGUUUGCUGAGUGGUUUGCACAUAGACAUGAACAAGCUAGCCAGAUGGAGGAAUCAAACCUGUGUCUCCCAAGGCGGAACAGAAGUGCCAAGUUGUGGACUCCUGUGAUAAAAAGAGGCUACUCUCCCGUUGAAACUACUUCACAGUCAAAAUUAGUUGGGCAAGACAGAGACUGUGACUGACUGGGCCA
Molecule: messenger RNA, 846 nt
Organism: Cyanistes caeruleus (blue tit)
Lineage: Eukaryota; Metazoa; Chordata; Aves; Passeriformes; Paridae
Gene: SULT6B1
Product: sulfotransferase family 6B member 1
Molecular function (GO): sulfotransferase activity
Source: RefSeq, a predicted model, not a curated record